GACUGGGACAAGUGGUGGGUGAAUCGAGGCCCCUUGAUCCAUCUACAACUACUUACUGCCUGCGCCCUGGGUGCUUUCCGUUGGCGAGCGCAGUGAACCGUGAAGAAGACUUUGCAGUGUCAGGUGUUAGCUGUGUAGCCAAGUUAGCGACAAUAGUCGUUGUCAGCAACCCAUCACACUUCUGUGCUAGAAAGAAAACAAAGGGGAAUUGAAUUCAAGGUACCAGAUACUUGGUGACUGGGAUUACGGGAUGAGAGGUUCAGCGUUCCCGGAACGUCGGAGAGCUCUGGGCGCCGUUUAAUGUCAAAUUGAAACUGGACAACCGUCCAGAAAAAAAAGACACGGAUACAUUCUCUAAAGGUUUCGUUAAGAAAAUGAUCAACUCGUUUUUUCCUCUUAAGAAACUUCGACGUAACGGCAAAUACAUUUUUUUCGGAGUUAUUCUGAUAAUUGGAGCUGUCGCCGUGUAUCAUGAGUUUGUUGCAGCAAAUGCAUGGAGCUCGCAUACCCCAGCCAAUGAAGAUAGCACCUGGAGAAGGACAGCCCCAGGGAGAGAGGUUGGGGGAGACCAUGUAUCUGAUCUAGUCUGGCGCACAAGCUAUACCCCACAACACUGGAGACCAGAGUAUAAGGGCCAGGCCAACCUGCACAUCUUUGAAGACUGGUGUGGCAGCUCCACUGCCCAGCUCCGCAAAAACCUGCACUACCCGUUAUACCCUCACUCAAGAACCACAGUGAAGAAACUUGCCGUCUCCCCCCGAUGGACAAAUUAUGGCCUCAGGAUAUUUGGCUUCCUCCACCCCUAUACUAAUGGAGAGUUUGUGUUUGCCCUGAGCUCUGAUGAUAACUCUGAGUUCUGGUUGAGUGUUGACGAUUCCCCCCUCAACCUGCAGCUGCUGGCCUGGGUGGGAAAGACGGGAUCUGAAUGGACAGCUCCAGGCGAGUUUGAAAAGUAUGUCAGUCAAAUAUCCAGACCAGUUUGGCUGUCUGAACAAAAAAAGUACUUCUUUGAGGUGAUUCACAAGCAGAAUGACAGAGGGACAGAUCAUAUGGAGGUGGCGUGGCAACUGAAUCAGGAAGGCUUGAAAUUUGCGGUUAUUUCCUCCAAGCAUAUCUCUCUUUACACCGAUGAGUCUGCCCUGAAGAUGAGCGAUGUCGCUCACGUGCCACAAACCGCCGCCAGCCACACCGGCUCCCCCAGCAGCCAGCCUAGCAACAGUGACGCCGACAUGCUAAGGGAAGAUCCCCGAGACACCUUCUACCAGAUCCCUCUGAUUGACCACAGGUAUCUCCAGAGUAUGUUGCCAGACUGCUCCUACAAUCCCAGCUACACCAUCAAAGGCUUCCCUCUGCUCCGCUACCAGGGCCUACAGUUUGUCCACAUGUCCUACAUCUACCCGAACGACCACACACGCCUGACACAGAUGGAGGCAGAGAACACGUGCUUCUACCACGAGAGUCCCCUCUACCUCGAGAGGUUUGGUUUCUCCAGGUAUAUGACACUUGACAGGCCAGAGGGGCUGGACAGAGUCAGAGGAAACUUUGGGUUAAACCAGAAAGAGCUGGUUCCAUAUGAGGAGGAGGAGGAGGAAGAGCCGGCGGAGGAAGCCCAGCUCAGAGCCAGGCUCCGCCAGGAUAGAGACAACGCCGUCCUGCCUGACUACGGUGAUGACUACGACGAUUACACUUUGAAACGCAAGCGCAAACUCUUCUCGGUGCUCCCGCGCAGACCUGUAGACGGCCCCUCAUUGAGGGGCAAAUUAGAUACAGUGCUGCACACUGGUAAAAGGAGGAGGAAGAGAGGGGAGGAGCAGAAACGAGUACAAGAGCGUAGACCAGAGAAAAAGAAGCUAGUGAAAGAGCUGGUACUGAAGGAGGGAGACCAGCUAAAACCUGCAGAAAGACAAUCAGAGACAAUGCUCCUUGAACAAGCAGAGAAACCAACAGAGGGAGAGAGGCUUGUACGUGCAGAAAGACCAGCUGAAGGAGACCAGCUCGAACCUGUGAAGAGACCAGAAGGAAAAACGGCAGAGAGAAACGGGCUUAAACCAGAAGAGAAAGUUGUAGACGGACCAGCAGAAAGACCGGUGCAGAGAGACAAACUCAAACCAUCCGAGAGAGCAGCAGAAAAACCAGAACCGGGAGACGAGCUCAAAGCAGCUGAGAGACCAGCAGCAACAGACAGAGCACCAAAGAGAGAGGGUCUCCAGAGGCCAACAGACAAAACAGCGGAAAGGGUGCAGCGCCCCCUGGUGGAGCUAGAGCAGAGUGAAGGAGGCGGGGCUGAGCUGAUCCAGCAUGUCAAACAUCUGCAGCCUGCGCCUGCAGCCAGGGAUGCCUCCAACUCUCCCUCCCCUUCUUCCAGAACGAUGCAGGCAAAGGUUACCCAUACCAGGCUGCGACAGCCUGUGGCCACCCCACGGUCCAUCCAUCCCCGGCCUGAGACCCCCGAAGCCCCCAUGGGGAGGCCGGAGCCCAGGAUCAUUACAGCCAGGAAGAGGGGGCGAGAGAGACAACUGGACUCACCGCCACAACUAGUUCUGGACGCAGUCCACAGGGGCCUGGCCCCGCCCCCUGCUGUGAGCACAGGGGAGAGGGGGGGGUCUCAGGUGAGGAGGGAGAAGGGGGCGAUUGGAGAGAGAGAUGGAGGAGGGGAAAGAGACAUACGAGUGGAAGACCAACUAUGGGGCCUGGAUGGAGAGGAGGAGGCAGGAGAGGACGACAUGGCCUACGACCUCACUCCGGCGCCUGUCUUCGACCCUGAGGUGAACUGGGAUCAGACCUUCCAGGUGACCCCCCUGGACCUGCAGAUGCUGCGUUCUGAUUGGAUCGACCUGCGCUGUAACGUGUCAGGCAACCUGUUGAUGCGUUCCAGCGAUGCCCUCCCCAUCGUCAAGACCUUCAUCGACAAACUCAACAAGAGGCACCACAACCGUUUCUCCCUCGUCAGGGUGGUGAAUGUGGAGAGGCGUGUAGACGGAGCCCAGGGCAGCAGGUACCUCCUCGAGCUGGAACUCAAGGAUCUGACUGGACAACACUUGCGCCUGUCACACUACAUCUAUGCCCUGAUUCGCCGACCACGCUCCAGGGGAAAACAGUACCCUCGACACGUCCCUGAAACGGUGCUAUGCAACCCUGUGGGGUUUCGUUGGAAUCCUACUGCCAUGGUCCACUUCAUAGUACCAGUUAAGAAUCAGGCUCGCUGGGUGCAGCAGUUGAUAGUGGACAUGGAGGACCUGUACCGUGACACACAAGAUCCCAACUUCAACCUCAUCAUCACUGACUACAACAGCACUGACAUGGAUGUGGAGAAAGCCCUGCUCACCUCCACUCUCCCCAGGUACCAGUACGUGAAGCUAAGUGGGAACUUUGAGCGCUCCGCUGGUCUACAGGCAGGCAUCGACCUCAUUACUGACGAGCACACCAUAGUGUUCCUGUGUGACCUCCACAUCCACUUCCCCCCCUCCAUCAUCGACGCCGUGAGGAAACACUGUGUGGAGGGCCACAUGGGCUUCGCUCCGAUCGUCAUGAGGCUGGACUGUGGAGCCACGCCCUCAGAGCCCCGAGGCUACUGGGAGGUGAAUGGUUUUGGCUUGUUGGGGCUUUAUAAGUCUGAUCUGGAUGCUGCAGGAGGCAUGAACACCAAGGACUUCAAAGACCGCUGGGGAGGAGAGGACUGGGAACUUCUGGACAGGCUUCUGCAGUCAGGUCUGGAGGUGGAGAGGAUUUACCUCAGGAACUUCAUGCAUCACUAUCACUCAAAGCGUGGCAUGUGGAAUCGACGCACACAACACAACAACACGUAGCCAUGACAAUGCCAUGGGCAAGGCCAUGGCGACCAGUGCACUUUACCCCCGGCCUAUCCUGCCUUACCUGCCAUACCUUGACCAAUACUCACUGACAAAGGGUCAAAAGGGCAGGACUGUGGUGAUUCCUGAUACAGGAUUGAGAUGUAUCUCCUGUCACUCAAACUCUCAGAAACUGUGACUACAUGAGUUGAUGUUGUAGAUCACUGCCUGGAAGAUGCUACUGAUCAUUGUUUUUGUAAGACAAAACUGUGUACUUUAUCCAUGCUAUACUACUGAAUGACUGCCUUUUUGAUAUCCUUCGUUAAGAGGAUACUAGUGAUGAAGAAUCAUUUACGAAGCGAUAUCGGUGUUCACCAGUGCCUGAAGAUAAUACUGUUGACUAUGCUCCGGGUUGGAGCAUUAUAACCUGCACUGUGCUAAGCUGAUUUAACCAAGGGAACGAUGGCCUUUGUCCAAUCCUACUCAGGAACACCUUCGUACACACACAAACACACCCACACACACACAUAUUUCAGCUACUCACGGACACAUAUUGCGACUGUAUAUUUGUUGUUGGCUGAAUUUUGGUUGUGCCUGUGUGGGCAGGUGUUUGCUUUGGUCACUGUAGAUUUGCAAAGGGCCUUGUUUGUACAAGAUUGAGACUGUAUUUAUUGUAUCAAUGACAAUAUUUAUUGACUGGUAUGUUUUGUCACUGCAGGAAUGUUUCCAACGUCUUUUUGAAAGACUAUCUGACAUAUGAAUUAAUUGGAUCGAGUGAUGAAAUAAGACUUGUAAUAUACAAUAUAUUUAUUCAGGUAUUGGGGGUAAAGGGAUUAAGACAAAGCAUCAAACGUCAACCAAAUGUGCUUUAUCGAACCUGUUGAAUGUAACGAUGUGCCUUCUCUGUGAUAAUUAUAAUGAGCAUCAGGUGGGUAGAACUGGUGCCAUUAUCAAGGGUCUUGAGUGACUUGCUAAAAACAAAGAUGUGAUCAUCAGCCCUGUGCGGAGGGUGAGGCCCUCUGGGAUCCAGACUGGGUAGUCAGGAUCCACACCUCAUGUAUUCUAGAUGUAGCCCAGAUCUGGGGGGUGAAGCAAUAGACAGUAAAAGGUCAUUUUGCAUCCGUCUGAAUAUCCCCAUAUGUUGUAGAAAAACGUGUCAGAUGGUAAAGGAUUUAGGAAGAAGAAAAAACUGUAAAUGAAAAACCCAAGCAUAUGAUGUUUUGUACUGUAUAAAUCAAAUGUUGUUUUCAAGGCAGCUUUUUGCUACAUUUCACAUUCCCCGUUAGAGCCUGUCCUUUCUAUUACAUGAUGUGUCCUGAGUACAAAUACAAAGAUGUCGGGGCUUUCGCAAUCUGAGACUGACGGGACGGGUGGGAUACAAGAUGGCCUCCUGGUCUUUCACCUGUCACUCUAUGUUACCUCGUCCUUCUCCUUUUUUGGUAUAUUUGGGUAUUACCUGUUUUCUCAGGAAAAUAUCUACGGUCUUGACAAAUUCAAUAAAGAAAUUGUUUUAAUUUC
This is a messenger RNA of Hypomesus transpacificus, 5306 nucleotides long. It is a transcript of the gene b4galnt3b, whose product is annotated as beta-1,4-N-acetyl-galactosaminyl transferase 3b. NCBI's taxonomy places the organism in Eukaryota, Metazoa, Chordata, Actinopteri, Osmeriformes, Osmeridae. The transcript is spliced from 20 exons. Gene Ontology annotation, molecular function: acetylgalactosaminyltransferase activity. Gene Ontology annotation, cellular component: Golgi cisterna membrane. The record is from RefSeq and is a predicted model, not a curated record. The coding region runs from base 375 to 3806 and encodes 1143 amino acids.